Molecule: messenger RNA, 459 nt
Organism: Aspergillus uvarum CBS 121591
Lineage: Eukaryota; Fungi; Ascomycota; Eurotiomycetes; Eurotiales; Aspergillaceae
Exons: 3
Coding region: 33-449 (138 amino acids)
Source: RefSeq, a predicted model, not a curated record
CCACCACAACCCAACUAUCUAGAUCAGCGACCAUGAAGAGCACCCUCGCCCUCGCAGCCUUCGCCACCACGGCCCUGGGCCAAGGCAUCUUCAUCAAUUCUCCUGCAGCAGGCACCGAACUCCAAGUUGGAGAAACCAUCACCGUCCAGGUCGCUCGCGGCGACUACAUCCAAGCCAUGACGGAAAUCGGCAUCGCGAUCGGCAUCCAAUCCUGCCCCGACACUCGCCCCUGCCCGCCCCCGGACGAAUACCUGCAAUACGUUCUCUACACCGGCCCCUAUGACCCGGAGUAUAAGACGGGCUUCUACGAUCAGUAUCAAAACUUCACGAUCACGGUGCCCGACGUGACCGGACCGGCGCAGAUCGGGGUGUCGAGGGCUUAUCUUGUUGGGGCCGGUUAUUUGACUGUUGUUGGCUCGACGGCGAGUAAUUAUACUAUUGUGGCGUGAUGAAAGGGUG